GAGGACAUUCCUUGUUUUUGCUCUACCCAGCCCACCAUGCAGGCGUUCGCGUGGCAGCAACGAACGGCGUAUUUCUUUUCCGCUGGCGUUCGAGUCUCACAUUCUCAGCAACGCCGCAAUCUUCAGUCGGUUUUCGUAUUUCCUCUCUGAUCUUCCCAUCGGCUCCAGAUCCAAUCCGAGCACAGGAGCGGAGAAGGAGAAACGAAAAGAAAAGAGAGCAUCCAAUCUUUUCUUUUUGUCCUUGUGUGAAUCAUGGAGCCAGGAAUUGGAGGAUCGGCGGUUCUCCGCUUGGCGCUGGCCCUAGCGGUGGCCUCUCUCUUGGCCUCGCCCACCCGAUCCCUCCACUUCGACCUCCAAUCGGGCAAACCCAAGUGCAUCACCGAGGACAUCAAGCUCCGCGCCAUGGCCGUCGGCAAGUACACCGUCGUCAAACCCGACGGCUCUAGCACACUUCCCGACUCCCACCGCAUCACCGCCCGGAUUUCGUCGCCCAAUGGGAAUGUCAUCCACUCCGCGGAAAAAGUGGAGUCGGGGCAUUUUGCUUUCAAUGCGUUGGAGGCUGGGAAUUACUUGGCGUGCUUUGGGACGCCUGUCCACGAGCCGCCCGUCACGGUGACGCUCGAUUUGGACUGGAGGACCGGCGUCGCCACCAAAGACUGGACAAAUAUUGCUAAGAAGGAGCAUCUUGAUGUCAUGCAGCUGGAGUUGUUUAAACUGAGGGAUACCAUUCAGUCAAUCCAUGAUGAGAUGUUCUCUCUUCGUUCAAGGGAGGAAGAAAUGCACGAAAUGAACAUAAUAACGACUUUUGGGAUGGCAUGGCUAAGUUUGCUUUCACUCGUUGUAUGUUUAUCGGUGGCAGGCUUGCAGUUCUGGCAUCUAAAGACCUUCUUUGAGAGAAAGAAGCUGCUCUAAUCUUGUUUUGAUCACAUUAUGUGCCAACUCAUCAUUGUUGUAUCGGGUUGAAGGACACUCCCGAAGGAAUUUUUCUUUUUACAAGUGGGCCUGAGAACUGCAUGCAUUGGACUUGCCGCAUGUAGUCUUACUUAUUUGGACUGAAAGAUAUAUGCAACUGAACCUUGGUCACUAAACCUGCUCACUUAACAUGCUUCCCGUUAA
Molecule: messenger RNA, 1116 nt
Organism: Elaeis guineensis (African oil palm)
Lineage: Eukaryota; Viridiplantae; Streptophyta; Magnoliopsida; Arecales; Arecaceae
Product: transmembrane emp24 domain-containing protein p24delta7
Source: RefSeq, a predicted model, not a curated record